GUCCACGCGACCGAGAUCAUCUUUGAGCAAUUCCUGGGCGGCAAGGACUUUAAGCAUGUGGCAGCUGUCGACACGGAUCCGGACUCCCAGAGGUUCAUCACCUUGAAUUUCGCCCCAGCCCAUUACUUCAGACGCAUCGGGUUGCUCGGAUGUGACAAAGCCCAAUACUCGACCAAGCUGGCUGGUUGCCAGCAGUGCGGAGACGAACCCUGCGGCAGCUACGAUGACAUGAUGAACUGCGACAUGAUGAUUUGCGGCUUCCCAUGCCCGCCGUUUUCGGCGCUCAACGCUGCCGUCCACGAUCGUGGAUAUCGAUUCUGGCAACAUCCGCAGGGAGGUGUCAUUGUGGAUCUCGCGUGGUGGGUCAACGUGACUAUGAAUGGCGUUGGGCCCAAAAUCAUUAUUCUGGAGCAAGUGCCCGGCAUCAAGAACACGAACAAGUCUUCGGGGCACGCGCCGCUGAAAUACAUCCUUGAGGGCGUGGCUUUCAACUACAAGCGGAACGUUGCCGAUGACGCCAUUGAUUUCAAGUAUGGGUUGAAGCAUUGGAAGGAAUAUGUUUUGGUUAAGGACGCAGACCUCGACUACAUCGUUGUCAACGCUUGUAGCAUGGGGCUGCCGAUUUUACGCACGAGGUUGUUCUUUAUCUUGAUCCGCAAAGACUUCUACGAAGAUAGCAUCGGCGUCAACAUCCGGGACAUGCUGAACAUCGCCCAGAUGCACCCCUUGCGCCAGAUGAAAUUGCAGGACUUCGUCGAGGAAACGCCCCCUCUUCAAGCUACCAAGAGAAGGAGAUCGACUGCAAAGCCAAUGUCGGACGUCGCCGCCAAGCAGUCCAAUGAGUACCGUGCCACCUUCAAUCUUCCCCACCUGAGCGAUGGGAUCCAGUCUAAGAUAGCAGUUGCAGAUGGCGAGCUCCCUGCGCGCGAGGCGGACAUCGUGAACGUGUUGGG
Molecule: messenger RNA, 953 nt
Organism: Prorocentrum cordatum
Lineage: Eukaryota; Dinophyceae; Prorocentrales; Prorocentraceae
Source: the annotation of a GenBank genome assembly